GUGUGUGUGAUAGCGGUGCUGCAGGUACAGCGUCAGGCAGCGGAUUUUGCGUUUCGUUCCAGUCCUGGAACAUCAGAACCCAGGCUCCGGAGAUACUCCUUUUCUCCUGCAAUGUCGGGCGGAGGCGACGUUCGUGUGCUCCGCCAAGAAUCCGGGCAGGAGAGCCCGAGGAUGCCGGCCUGGAAACGAGAGAUCCUCGAACGGAGGAAAGCAAAAGGCAGCGGGUCUGGAGCAGGUGGCGAGUCUUCAUCGAGCGCAACCACAUCUCGUGUCAAUGGCGAGGUAACAGGAAAUAGCGGAUCUAAAAAUAAGGACGAUGCCAGCGGCGCUAAUCCUAACGGGAACUAUACCAUCACCCCUGCCAACCAGUUUUUCAGUAGCAAGCGUGGCAGCGGCACCCCCAAAUCCCCGGAGCUCUCACCGGUGAAAACAAAAGAGCUGUGGACGGCCAUAGAAUCCUACGACCCAAAAUCAGCUGAGAGUAAGGUAAGGGACAACGGAACUGAAGAGAGCCUAGUAUUACAGGAGAGUUUAGGUCCGUUGGAGGAAAACCCUUUUAUUAAAUUAGAGAAGGAGCGAAAGAAGCAACUGGAUCGGGAUAGCUCAGGUCCCAUGCAACACAUAUUGGAACUGUAUGGCAGUGUUCCUGGAAUUCGGACUAUUCGUGCAGAGAACAUCAUCAUUAUCGAAUCCGAUCCUGAUUACUUUCCGGAGGGAAGCGGCAUUAAACAUGCAUCUAAACUGCAGCAGAACGGUGUAAGUAGCUAUAGCUCUCUUAACGAUCUGUUAGAAAGGAGAGGUAGUCCGGUUACGGAGAUACGCGCAAAGGAGGUAGUUAUUUAUGAUUCCGCACUCAGUAAAAGCGAGGAGAACUUAAGCACUGUGGGUCACGGUUCGGAACUGGCCGACCUUGCUGACAGUCAGGGCAGGGUGAGUCGCAUGCUGCAGAAAUUCGACCGUAACUACGGUAAACUGCAACCCAGGUCGCGGAGCACUGAGAACCUCUUAGAGUUAGAUUCUACUUCCGUGAGGCCAAGAUCCCGACCACCACCAAAGCCAGAUCUGGUGCCAAAGUCAGUCACAUCCUCUGUGCCCGGCUCGCCCGUACACACCUUGGACAGGUCAGUGCCGUUCAGCCCACAGAUUUCUCAGUCUUCCAAAACAAAAGCACAGCCUCCUCUUUCUGAUGUGGAGAGCCCUCCUGCUUCCCCUCAGCCCGUGUCUGCCCUCCUCCGGAGCUUGGAGUCCAGCCGUGGUGGUCGUCGGAUCACCAUCAACCCAAGAGAGGAGGCAGACAGGGUCGGUUCCUCCAAGCCCAUCCGUGAGCGAGAAUGGGAUCAAACAGAUGGGUCCUCCAAGCCUCCCAAGGUGCCAUGUUCUCCAGUGCGUGCACGUGCCGACGUCUCAGAUGACGGCCCCGGCUCCCCCCAGCCACCGGGUUCCCCCACGUCACCCACCUUCGAGUUUCGCCCGGCCCCCCGGCCGGACCUCUCCCUGGUCCCCACCGGCGACCUGCAGGCCCGCGCUCUCGCCAACCUGCGCCUGCAGUCCCGCAAGUCCUUCACGGUCAUCCCCAAGGCUCGCCGCAGCUCCUCCGUCUCCUCUGCCUCCUCCCCGGGUAGCACCACGCCCUCCAGCCCGGUCCUGUCCCCCCCGCCGUCUUCCCAGCGGCCGUCCGAGCCGACCACCUUCCCUGCCCCCCUGAACUCGACUCUAGCAGCAGCCGCCGCAGCAGUGCCAACCAGUCGGGUCGUGCCGCCCCCGACGCCGCCCGUCUCCAAAAAGCGCGAGUCCGAGAGGGGUCCCAGGCCAGCCAAAAAGGAGCUGCUGCUCGGUCAGUCUGUGCCCAGCAGUCCAACACCUGCGUUGCCCACCUCCCCCGCGCCCCCCUCACAGCCCAAGACCGAACCGGUGGCCCAGCCAUCCCCGCCACUGCCUGCUGAGAAACUUCCGGUCACCAACAUUGACGAUGUGGACGUGGAGCCCACACCACCUGGUCAGCCGAGCGCCAGCCCCGUGGUGCAGAAGCGUAAGGGCAACACGUUCACGGUGGUGCCCAAGCGCAAGCAGGAGCCACAGGCAGCCUCACCCGAUCCCCAGGACUCGGCCGCUGGGUCACCCGUGGCGGGUGCUGGGGCCUCCCAGGCCCCCUACGCCCAGCUGGGCACGCUGCUGAAGAAGCGCUACCCGGCGGUAGACGAGAUCGAGGUCAUCGGUGGCUAUCUGUCACUUGGCCGUUCCUGCCUGUCCACAUCUGGAUCCACAGGCAGAAAGCUGAAGAUCUCCUUCAAUGAGUCGAGUCUGCAGAGCACGUUCGAGUACCCGUCCGAGAACAGCAUGUGGGGCAGCGGAGACGAGGAGGACGAGGAAGAGGAGGAGGAGGAGGAGGAGGUGGACGGUGGAAGGCCGAGGAAGGAAGAGGAGCGGAGCCUCCUGGAGCGUGUGCGGAUUCCGCGAGCCAGCUUCACCAGCUCCCCCACACACACCACCACCACCACCAACAACAGCACUGAUCUGUCAAACUACACACCGAAGCACGGUAUGGAUUACAGUGCCUAUCAAGACAAGCAUGAUGGGUCCCAUUCUCAACGCACAGAGACGCCCCAAGAGGAGGUCAUGCUCACGCCGGCCGAUAGCUCCUCCUUGUCAGACUUCAGCAGUGAACCAGCUCUCUACUUCUGAACCUCUGGAACCUUCUGGAAUGCCACGGGACCAACCACUGCCUGCCAGCACCAGCCCACACACACACACACACACACACACACACACACACACACACACACACACAUACACACACACAUACACACAGAGAUACAGACACAGAUACAGACACAAACACACACCAGUGGGACCAAAAAACCCAGCAGGACAUAAAAUGUCAAUCCAGUUCAGACUUUUUCAACACAGCACACACACACACACACACACACACACACACACACACACACACACACACACACACACACACACACACACUUAUAUACGCAAAGAUACACACAACGGAUAUUCAGUCUCUAUUACAUACAAACUCACAGACACACACACACACACACACACACACACACACACACACACACAGGAAGCAGCAGGACUGGCCACAUCAUCAGAGACCCUUAUGCAGUUUAUUCGUCAUCCACUUCCAUGACUGACAAACUGUGACUGCCCCUCCAGGAUGCAGGUUCCAGAUUGGAGACCACGCCUGAUUGUCAAAGUACCCCACCCACCCCCACCUGAAACUGUGCGGGGGAGGGGGGUGCGACUUCUGCCUCUCGGCGUGGCGGCCAAAACGGACUUACUAGCCUCGUAGCAUUAGCCUUCUCUGCCUUUUAAAAGCUUCUCUGUCUCUCUCAUGUAUUAGCACCCCCGUUGCCGUUGGUGUUAGCGGGGGUGGCUGCGGCGGUGGUCGUCGAUCUCAUCACCUCAUGAAAAAGUAAGUGACCAAAUUUUUUGUCGUUGUUGUUGUUUUGACGAGCAGGAAGCCCUCUGUGCCCAUCCUCACUGCCUGUGAGACUCAAACUGUGGAGUGCAAGAGGAGGUUCAAGAAUGUACACCUACAAACUCCUCAGAGUCGAGUGGAGGUGGAGGAGGAGGAAGAGCAAUCGGAGGAGAGAACCUGAUACAUGAAUUGAGUAAAUUAGAAAAAAAGAGAAGAUGGGGGAUUAAAAAAAGAAAAAAACGUCUGAUUUUACCAGUGAAAGGGUGCCACAGUACCACUUGUUUGUGAUGCUUAUUAUUAUGAUUAUUUUUUUGUAUCUGCAUGUGUAGAUUCCUCAUUGACUUGCCCCUCCAAUCCCAUCCCUCUCCUCAUCCCUGCAAAGUUAGUCCCUGGUUGGAUGAUUGUGUAUGUCUUGUAGUUUUGUAUUUCAUGAUGGUUGUAAUGAAACUGUGUUAAAAGAUUGGAGAGAAGAAUUCUCCAGACUUCUUAGCCUAGUGUAUCUGUAGGGCCAAGAACCAAGCAAGCAUCGCUAAGGUCUCUGUCUUAUUUUAGCACUCCUAUGUAACCAACUUUAAAUCAAACAGAAAAUCAGAAUGUCAUGCUAUAUGAAGGAUGUAAUCUUUGAGCUUUGCGCUAUAUCCAGAUGCCUUUAUGCGUUUACAUUGCUCAAAAUUAACUUUUAUAUACAGUGUAAUUUGGGUUAAGAUUUUGUAUUUACCAGCUGAAGCUUGCUUAGGAGACACACAUCUCUAAUAGUGACCCCUCAAUCUUAAUAGCAAUGGUUUUCUCUCCAUGUCCCAGCAGAAGCUGAUGCACAUAGCCCAUACCAGCCAUGUUUCAGUAUUUUAAUAGCUCUUGGUCUUAACAGUCGUAAGUAAACACUUGUCUGAACUGGUCAGUAUAUAGACAGACGCCAGCUGGAAGAUAAAUAUUACCCAUAUGGUUGAGCCCUGUGUGUAUGUUAGCCCCUGUAUGUGUGUGUGGUGAGAGGUUGAAGUACGUGAGGAAAUUGAACUGACUUUACAUUGCUGGACGGCUGUUAAGUCUUUUUUUCUCUCCUUUUUUUUUAUACACACAAUGCCAACUUUUGUGAGUGUGCGUGUGUGUGUGUGUUAGGGCUGGGCGGGUGGCCUCCACUUACUAAAAACGAUCGGUUCUGCCUCAGCCAGUAUUGUUGUAUAGUUUCUAUAGCCCAGGAUAAUGGUGUUUUCACGAUUAGUAAUUUAUUACAUGGCUUUUUUUUUGUUAUUAUUGUUUUUUUUUUUUCUAUAAAGGGCUUGGUGAGUAGCCCUCUGGAACUGAGGCCACAGUGCCGGAGAGCUUUGUCCUGCUUUUUUCUUUUUUAAACUGUACUUAGAUCAUGAUUGACAUCAUGUAGAAAGAAAAAAAGGAAGGCAUGUAUAUACACAAAAAGUGGUGGCUGGAGUCUCCAUUCUUGUUCAGUUGUCUGUGUUUUUACUUUAUAUUUGCACUUGUCAUUUUACUUUCUAUAUUUUGCACUUCUUCAUUAAGCAAGACCAACUGUACACAUACUGUAGAAAGAAGACCUCAGUGACAGCUUACCAGUUUUUUUUUCAAAUAUGGCGAAAGAAAUAGGGAGGCACUGACCCCUCUGAAAGAGUCCCAUUUAAACCACAACAAAAAAAAACAACUCCUAGCAAAGGAAUUAUUUAUACAAAACACCGUUUCGUGCUAGAGAAAACAACCACUGAAGGGACCACUCCCAAGGCCUGAGAAUGCGACGUCGAGACAUGCCUGUUGUGGCUUUACAAGCACUUGCCUUGUCUUUGCCAGUCUGCCUCUUGGGCAAAUCGUAUUCCAGUAGGGAUACGUGACACUAGCGGGCUUGUGGAACGGCCUGAACUGCCACGCAACGCGAUAGGCUCUGGUGACACGGGGGGGGAGAGAGAGUCUAGAGAUGUCUUAGUUCUUCAAACUUAUUUCCUGAAGAAUCCGAGCCACUCUCGUGUGUCUGAUAAUUCGUCUUUUUCUGUUGUUGUUGUUCUGUUUGAAUUUAUAUACUGUAUUUGUCACUCCAGCUGCCGAGAAGAUUCAACUGUGCAAUUUGUAUUCAUCAAGGAUUUCAGCAGAAAAAAAAAACUGUCAGAAAAAAAAGGUUAAUAAACAAAGCUGCAAAAGAAA
Molecule: messenger RNA, 5578 nt
Organism: Sardina pilchardus (European sardine)
Lineage: Eukaryota; Metazoa; Chordata; Actinopteri; Clupeiformes; Clupeidae
Gene: tprn
Product: taperin
Exons: 4
Coding region: 112-2682 (856 amino acids)
Molecular function (GO): phosphatase binding
Source: RefSeq, a predicted model, not a curated record